Porites lobata is the source of this 6094-nucleotide messenger RNA. Lineage: Eukaryota; Metazoa; Cnidaria; Anthozoa; Scleractinia; Poritidae. The record is from the annotation of a GenBank genome assembly.
AAACAUGGCGGUCGAGAAGGACUUUCGCUCUUCGCUUUACGAAAGAAUAAGAUGGUCUAUCUACAUCUGUCUAUUUUUAGGCUAUUCCUCGUAUUAUUUUUGUAGAAAAUCAUACACUUUUGCUGUUCCAGCUCUCAUAAGUGAACUGAACAUAAAGAAGAACGAACUCGGAGUUAUAACGAGCGGUUUUGCCGCCAUGUAUGGUAUCGGAAAGUUUAGCGGAGGUCUGUUAUCUGAUUCUUUAAGCCCGAGAAUAAUGUUUACAACAGGAAUGUUAUUAACUGGGAUUAUAAACAUUGUGAUAGGAUUCACUGGAAAUGUAUGGCUACUAACUUUUCUUUGGAGUGUCAAUGGUUUAGCACAAGGUUGUGGAUGGCCUCCUUGUGCCAAGUUACUCAGAGAAUGGUUUGCCCCAUACCAGGUAAGCAUUCGUCUAUAUCUACAUGUAGUUGCUGAGGAAUACCAUCACCACAUACGACGCAAUUGUACAGUUGUUUACCCCUGCAGUUUAACAGUGUAGUUCCAAGGGUAAUUUGGCAUUGAGAGCUAUCUAAAUAAAUUAUUAAUCUGUGAGUAGUGAGUAAUACGCUUAACCAACCAUUCACAAUUUCUGCAAGACUGCGAGCAGUCUCAUAUUUUUCUUUGCAAAAGUAAUCCACGUGUAUAAACCCAUGCAUGCGAGCGGUGGGCUGUGAGUGGUGAAGCACCAGUCUUGCCCUUAUUCAGUCAAGCCUGGUUCCCAUAUGAUCAUCGGAAUUGUCCUGAUCACCACAGUCGUUUAAAAGCAUUUCGAGACGAUCUGGACGACUUGGACAAUAGAUAGUUUUGUCUUGAUCGCCUCAAGGACAAGAGACACGAGGUCAUCAGCACCGUCUCUGGGUUGGACAUUAGAAUUUUGCGCAUGUUUCGCAAACAAGCCAAACCAAGAGCUUAUGGGAAAGUACCCUUGGAGAUUAGUAGUAAAUUAAGGGAGAAUUUUUCUUUCAUUUCAGUUUGCAACACUAUGGAGCCUUCUUACAGCAGGUUGCAACUUAGCAACAAGCAUGUCUCCAAUAUUGACAACAUUUCUCACAACAAACUAUGGCUGGUCAGCUGGUUUUACUGUUCCUGGAAUCAGCUCUGCAAUACUGUCUCUUUUAGUGUAUUUUGUGAUUUUUGACUCUCCAUCAGAAGCACGACUGGAUGAAUUUAAUCAGUCUAGCUCAGAGAUGUCAAGAACCAAAAAUAAUUCAGAGAAGAAUAAAAGAAAACUCCUCAUAGCACUGAUGCAGAGUCCAUUUUUAUGGGUACUAAGUUUUGGAUAUCUCAUGACUCUCUUUGUGAAGACAGGCAUUGGUGAAUGGACGCAGCUUUUCUUGAUUCAGACAAUAGGAAAAUCACGAUAUGAAAGUAUGUUACAGUAAAAAUAACAAAACCAUGAACACCAGAAAUAUUCCUGGAAUGUUAUUGUGUUGCAAGGAAAUAGCCAAUCAGGCAUGGGAAAACUAAACCACAAGCAAUUGUUGGUAAUUUAUUUUUGAUUUUGUGGCUAGCUUGUGUUUCCUGGUGUUUGCUGUGAUUGGUCAUAACACAUUAAACAUUCCUGAAAUAUUUCAGGUAUCCACGGUUUUGUGAGUUUGUUAGUAAACUAGGAUAAGUUAGCUUCUUCAUUAUACAGUACUUUUGUCUAUGAUAGGUUAUCUUAUCGUUUGUCUCUUAAUAGUUUAUACUUUGGUACGUCCUCGGAGACCCAGGGGUAGUCAGUCCGGUCAGGAUUAAUGACGGUGAAAGUUUUCAAGAAUGAGUGAGGGAGCCCCUGGGAUUCUACUCUUAACAAACUAGUUCCACGACUUGUUCAAAUGCUUGUCUCUGAUUGGUGUUGUGCCCAAUUGGAGGCCAGCAUCUAUCAUGCUGCUUUCAUAAUCCUCUGAUACCAAGUCGUUUACCUGCAAACUAAAUGAACGAACUUGGUGGAGUAAUCUUGCAGAGUUGUGUGAACAAGCUUAGAAGAACUCUGGUGUUUAUGAAUCAACCUUUAAUCAGUCCAAAGUCUGAUUCCAUUGAAUGUAUGUAAACUGCACUGAACUAAACCUUCAGAUAGAUGCACCUUGGGUUAAUUUGAUUUUCAUAUAACUCCAACAUUUAUUAUGCAUGCAAAACUUUCUUACUUUUUCUCACCAAUACAUGUAGUUAGAACACCUGUAUGAACUAAGUGGAAACAUGUAUGCAUAAUAAAUGUACGUGUUAUACAGAAAUCUGACCUUUCAUUUUGUUUUGUUUUGCUAGCAUGCUAAACUAUGGCAUAUCCUCAGUUUUGUGGCCCCAUUUUAACUGAAAAAUCUUCUUGAAGAAAGCUCUCCUUCACAACCAGACAGGUACAGCGAUCUAUAGCGAACAGUCAAGUCUUUCACAGGGGAAACAAAUUGGCCAAUAGCUGUAAUGAUUGCAAAAGUCUUUGGGAAUUCUACAGGGCCCAGUUUCCUCAUUCUCUAAAAUGGCACAUAAAAGUAAAUCAAAACAUACAAUUUAUCUACUUGUGACUGGGAAAGAAUUAUGAACAGAUCAUGUGUAAAAUUUACUGGUGGGGUUCAAGAUGUUUUAAGUGGAUGAUGCCAAGUACAUACAUGUAGGUCUCACUCUUUUUGUGCUGUGUUAAACUGCAAGAAAAUAAUGUAUUUAAUUUCUAGUAAAAACAUUUUGUUAUGAUUUCUUACGAUACCUUCGCUCAUAAUAAUUCUGCAGGUAGUAUUGCUAUGAGCUUUUUGGAGAUUGGUGGACUAUGUGGUAGUUUAACAUCUGGAUAUGUCACAGACAAGUUAGUUCAAAAGGUAUUGGCGACAAGAUAAGUUAGGAAAUAAUUUCAUGUGCAUUUUGUCAACAUUCCAAUAAUUCUCUAACCUUAAUGGGAGAAAAAUUGUAACAAUGUUGAAAAAAUGCCAGUGAAAUAAUUUAAUUCCUUAUUUUCAUGAUUACUGCUGUUAUUAAUAUGCUUACAUAACAGCAAACUUUGCAGGAGUGUAAGUUUUCACCUUUAUGAAGGCAGUUAGUAAAGGUAAUAUGGCUCGCAGAACUCACAUGGACAGAUAUGACAUUAUAAACUGUUGACAAAUAAUGUGAAUUCUGGUUAUCCCAACAACAUAAUUGCAUACAUGUGCUGAGAUUCUGUUACUGUUUAAAAAAACAUUCUACACCUGUCUCUAAGCUUCUCAACAGCCCUGGUUUAGUUAUUACACUCUUGGUGCAUUUCAAAUUCAUUGUUUACCUGCAAAAUGAGUUAUAUGUUUACAAAACCCAUGGUAUUUCCCAGCUAGAAAAGUUUUCUUUCCGUUUAUUAUGAGCAAGAGAUGGAGGAUAUUAUAUAAUUUUAUGGAUGGAGCUGUGAAAUUUCUCUGAGGACUGAGAGCAUUUAAUAUUUUUAUGAGUGAGCACAGCAAAUAAGUGAAAUAUUUUUUAACAUGAGAGAGAAAUAAUCUCCAAGCAGCCAUGUAAUGUUCUAUUUAUAAUUAAAUAAAUUACCAAUGAAAUAUAUAAUACCAAACCAAUUAACUUUUUGCUGCAAAAGGCCAAUGUAUCAUGUAGCUAUAGUAACGGUCAUCUUUUCUCGUGUGAAGCCAAUUCACUUUUUGCUACAAAAGGCCAUUGUAUCAUGUAGCUAUAGUAAUGGUAAUCUUUUCACAUGUCAAGACAGGUUAUUUUCACAUGUGAAGUUACCUUUUUUAUGUGAAAGCUCACCUGGUAUUUCAUUGGUGGUUAUAUAACAAUUUUUUUUUAUUUUUAACUAAAACAGAAAUUAGACUUUGCUAGCAUGGAAAUGGUAAUGAAAAUGGUCUAGAAACACAUAAUGAAAGCAAAGGGGGAUAGCAUGGGUUUAGUGAAUUUUCCACACUCCUUCAGUACAGCUGACACUUAAUGACAGAAAGUUUAUCAGGUAAAUAUUAAACUUACUGUCUUCUCCUGUCUUCUUUGCAGUAUGGAACAUCAACGUCAAGUAGUCCCAGAAUACCACCAAUGAUUUUGUUUGCACUUGUUCAGCUAGUAUGUAUCUAUCUUUUACAUACAGGUGUGACAUCCACUUCAUCACUGGUAUGUAUCUAAAGAGAAAACUGUAGUGCUUUAACAUGUGUUCCAAUUGUGUAGGCAUUCUAUCUGGUGCACAAUAUUAUCAGAUUAUUAGUAGCAUAAUGUGCAAACUUUGAGCACUGAAACACAUUUCAAUAUAAAUAUGAAUGAAUAUUGGAGGAAGGAGAAAUUAUGCAUCCUUAUCUCACCAGACAGAAGAAGUGUGACAACUGCCCCGUGGGCCAGGGCACUCCCUUAUUUUAGCUUAACAGAUAUGUGCCACUGAACAGGGUAUGGUUUUCAGGGUUUUGCAUCUUAGACAUCUUAUAAAUAGUAUAUACAAUUUCAUUAUUUAGCAUCUUGAACAGGGUGUCUUUUUGGACUGGAAGCAUGAAAAGACAUGAAAAGAGUAUGACAGUUGAUGAGUAGAGUGCCAACAAUUUUUUCCAGAAAACAUGGUUCCAUGAUGUUAGUUUAAAAAAUCACUUACCGUGUGUGCGAGACAAAAUGAAUCACGGUCAUGUCACAAGGUCUCUUGUCUUAUGUUUGAUUUUUGUUUUAAACAGGGUAAGGAUUUAAAGGCCAGCUUUCUACCCCAAACUUCUCAUUAUUGUCCCCCACCUGCCGAUACCUUGCUUGCUUCACGGCAUUCUGUAAAAGUGAAACUGGCUGUGCUAAUACCUACCACUGGCAUCUUGCUUGAAUUAUGUACUUCACUAAUCUGUUUUGAAUCUUUGUUCUUUUGCAGUGGUUGAUUUCAGCAUUAGUAUUUGGAAUAGGCUUCUCCCUGUAUACAGCCAUCAACUUGUAUGGUGUUCUAGCCAUAGAGAAUGGUCCUCCAGGAUUAACUGGAACCACACAUGCCAUUGUUGCUUUAGCAGCAAAUGGUAAGAAAACAACGUUGAUAUUUUAUGAUUGUUAUAAGAUGAAAACAGUAGUUAAUUCCAGUUUAUUUAUUUAAUAAUUAUUAAUUCUAUGACGAUUAGGUAAUAACUGAUUUUAUAAUAACUGAGUGAUUUUUUGUACACUGACUAGAUGAGAGCCAUGGUCAGUAUUAGACUACAGACCGUGGAAAUAAUUUGAUGGUGGCGCAAUUUGUUUUCUCUUUCUUGCAUGCAGGAUUUUUCAAGAAAGUUCAAUAGAAAUGGAUGUCAAUGUUAUUGUGAAAAACAAAUUGAGAGCCUUUUCUCACUUGGAAUUUCUAAUGAGCCUCCAUGUGCAAGCUAUGUAUAUUUUCUGGAACCAACCUUUUUUUUUGUUUUCACAGAAAGAAAUAGCCUUUGUGUACGUUUAUAUCAGACAAGCAAACUUUACCACAAACCUGGCUUAACUACUCUUGCAUUUGCUCUCAUUUGCUCUCAGUCUUGAGAGUUAUAAAUCGUGGUAAAUCAAAUUUUCAAUUUCACAAAAAAGGCAAGAAAGGUGUUGAAAUUUGCUCACUGACAAACAGCAUAAGGGCUAUUGAAAAAAAUAAUAAAAAAAUUUAGGGCCAUUCAAGAAAAUAAUACACAAUUAUUGGAUGAGGUUUUUGUAAUAUCUGGAAAAAUCAAGGUUGAGGUAAGCGUUAUUGAGACCUUGAUUAUUUAGGAUAUUACAAAAACUGAAUCUAGUAAUUGCUUUAUUAUACAAUGUUUUGGCGAAAAUAAUGACAAACAUACUGUCACAAGGAACCUGAAUUGAUAAUAUGUUUUAACAAUCAUGCAUCGCGUACGUAACCUACAGAGUAGUCAGUUAUCUGCUAGCAGAUAACUAUUUUUCUGUAGGUUGCACUGAUUUCUAAAAUUAGCUUUAGGCUCAAGUAUUAGUCAAUGAGAAAACAGAGAGUGAGUACAAUAUAUAAUAAUAGUGUACAAUCUGUUCAUCAAGACUUCCUUUUCUUUACAAUUUUUUAGUUGGUGCAACACUUGCUGGAAUUCCCCUCACAACAAUCAGCAAGUCGUAUGACUGGGGAGGUGUUUUUGUUGCUCUUGAACUGGCUUCUCUUUUCUGUUUCUGUUUACUGGUUGGAGCAAGGAACGUUAACACAUGCAUGAUUCAGCCAUCAAAGCUGGAAUGA